Messenger RNA from Leptosomus discolor (cuckoo roller), 2278 nucleotides. It is a transcript of the gene ABHD17C, whose product is annotated as abhydrolase domain containing 17C, depalmitoylase. The record is from RefSeq and is a predicted model, not a curated record. Gene Ontology annotation, biological process: protein depalmitoylation; regulation of postsynapse organization. NCBI's taxonomy places the organism in Eukaryota, Metazoa, Chordata, Aves, Leptosomiformes, Leptosomidae. Gene Ontology annotation, cellular component: plasma membrane; endosome membrane. Gene Ontology annotation, molecular function: palmitoyl-(protein) hydrolase activity.
GGGUCGGUUUGGUUUGACUUCUUUCCAGGAUAGGUUAGUUUUUCUCCAGUGUCUCUGAUGCCAGAACAAGGCCCCAGAAUGAACGGUUUCUCUCUGGGCGAGCUCUGCUGGCUGUUCUGCUGCCCGCCUUGCCCCAGCCGCAUCGCUGCCAAGCUGGCCUUCCUGCCCCCGGAGCCCACCUACACCGUGCUGCAGCCCGAGCAGCAGCAGGAGGCCGGGGCGGCAGCCGGGGCAGGGACCCCGACGGGAUCAGGCACCUGCAGCCUGCACUUGAGCGAGCGGGCGGACUGGCAGUACUCACAGCGGGAACUGGAUGCCGUGGAAGUGUUCUUCUCCCGCACGGCUCGAGAUAACAGGCUGGGCUGCAUGUUCGUACGUUGUGCCCCCACUGGCCGGUACACGCUGCUCUUCUCACACGGUAAUGCUGUGGACCUGGGCCAGAUGUGCAGCUUCUACAUUGGCCUUGGUUCUCGCAUCAACUGCAACGUCUUCUCUUAUGACUACUCUGGCUAUGGGGUGAGCACCGGCAAGCCCUCUGAGAAAAACCUGUACGCAGACAUUGAUGCAGCCUGGCAGGCCCUCAGGACAAGGUAUGGUGUUAGUCCUGAGAACAUUAUUCUGUAUGGUCAGAGUAUUGGUACUGUCCCUACAGUAGACCUGGCAUCUCGGUACGAGUGUGCAGCAGUAAUCCUUCAUUCUCCCUUGAUGUCUGGAUUACGGGUAGCUUUUCCUGACACUAGGAAAACCUAUUGCUUUGAUGCUUUUCCAAGCAUUGACAAGAUAUCUAAAGUAACCUCUCCUGUGCUGGUCAUCCAUGGUACCGAAGAUGAGGUAAUCGAUUUCUCCCACGGCCUGGCCAUGUAUGAGCGAUGUCCACGAGCAGUAGAGCCCCUCUGGGUGGAAGGGGCUGGGCAUAAUGACAUAGAGCUUUAUGCACAAUACUUGGAGAGACUAAAACAGUUCAUAUCUCAUGAACUUCCCAACUCCUGAAGAAGCCUACCUGAUUUUACCUCAGUUACUGUGAACAGAAGAAAUUACCUGGUUUUGCACAUGCUUUAACUGGAUAGCUGUAAUAGCUUUAUACUAUGAAGAAAUACCCUGUCUUUAGGGUGUUCUAAUCAAACAUCUGAUGAAAUUUGUCUUUUAUAUCUGGAAAUUAUUCUACUAAUGCACACAAUUAUGGUCAACUACUGUAAUUCCAACAAUUUUUAGCUUCGUUGCCCUGAAGGAAGUGGGAAUACUAGCUGCUUAUGGGGACACUUUUUACCUAGUGCUGUGUUAAUCGAAGAUCGGUUUUCUCUGUCUCACUUCAGAUCGUUUAUAAUUCUGUCCUACAGAGACUUUUUUUCCCCAGUGUUCUCAGUGUGGAGAACACAACUGUUAUGAGCUACAGCUUGUUCCGAGCAAUCAGCCGUGGGUUCGAUCUAAGGGAGUACUUUCUCUGUAAAGUUUCUAGCUGUGGUAUUGUAACUGGAAAGUUAUUGUGAUGAAGUUUCCCCCCCUCCCUUCUAGUGUUCUUUUGUUAACUUACUGAUCUUCCCGAGUAAAUUAUUUAAAUAUACUUUUUCCUGAAAAUAAACUGUAUGGGGCUAAACUCUGUAACGACCACUCCAUUACCUGUAUAAGCAUAACUGGAAUAUUCUUAAAGGAACUAGGGACAAAAUUGCUUUUGUUUAAAAAUAAAUGUGUAAAUUUACUACUAGAAAACUCAUUUUAAUAUUCAGAUGGUCUGAAUAAUAGCCAUAACAGACAUUUCCUUCUGUAAAGCAUUCCUGUAGACUUUUUAAAAGUACUGUACAUAUUUGAAUUUACAUUGUGCAUAGAUUCUUAAUUGGUAGUUUUAAUUUAAGUCUAGUUACAAUAAACUGCAAAAUUCUGGUUUGUAUAUGAUUGAAUACAUUUUGUUAAAAUAUGUUUUUAUCCCUAUAUUAUUUUGCUAUUAAAGUUUUAUAAAGUUUCCAGGACAAAAAAAAAUUUACACAUUUAUGUUUUGAUGAAUUUAUGUAACUAAAUUUUCAUUGAGCUGAUCUUUUUAGUUUAAAGUAAUUUGAUUCUUUGACACUGGAAUCGCACAAAUUAUGCAUCAGAAAUGCAAGACACUUAAAAAUUGUUACACUACUAGCAUAGGUCUAAUUUUUCCAAAUUUAAAGGCCUUAAAUGUACUGUAAGCCUCAGAUUGUUGUAUAAAUUGAUCGCGAUUGAUUGCAGUUUGUGUCCUGUUGCUAGAAUGCAACACAGUGAUUGUAAUGGAAUAAAGGAUGCAUGGAUUAGAGCUUGC